Molecule: messenger RNA, 1358 nt
Organism: Cydia strobilella
Lineage: Eukaryota; Metazoa; Arthropoda; Insecta; Lepidoptera; Tortricidae
Product: tektin-1-like
Exons: 1
Coding region: 48-1334 (428 amino acids)
Biological process (GO): cilium assembly; cilium movement involved in cell motility
Cellular component (GO): microtubule cytoskeleton; nucleus
Source: RefSeq, a predicted model, not a curated record
UAUUUGUUGUCUCCUUACAAACAUUUUUUAGAAAAUUAUUUAACAAAAUGACCGACGCACAAUUUGGUGUGCGCCACGUAAUUGGUGCCCCGGUGGCCACGACGCGCCUAUCAGAGCAGGCGAUCGUCUGCGUACCCCCCAGGUCCGCUAAGUUCACUCUCGCAGAGUGGAAGCUUAACAACGACGCAAGAAACAGAAACGCCGAAGACCAGGCCCAACUCGCCGACAGGGUCCUUAAAGAAUGUGAGAGAGUCCGCGACCAAACAAAAGAAAGCGCGAAACUCUUAAAAGAAACCACGGACCGGCGCAUAGACGAACGAGUUGGUGAUGUUGAGUUCAAUAAAGGAGAGUUGAAGGUACAAAGAAAAGAGAUUUGCAAUGAGCUAGAAGCUUUAAGUAUGUAUAAGACUCGGCUGCAAGACUGCUUAGCUUCACUGCAAUCGAAUGCUCUUACGAUCUGUAGAAAAUGCCUCAUGUUGAGAGACGGCCGGUUAGGAAUCGAUUUGGCUGUCGAUAAUGUUGAAGAUGCGCUGCAAAAUGAAAUAACUACUAUUCUCGGGGGCCAAAGUCUUUUGAAACGAGCUCUUGAGCAGUUGAAUGAACAGAUGCGACGACUGCGUUCCGUUCGGUACCUACUAGAUCGCGAUUUGCAGUACAAGCAAGCUGCCAUCGAUUCCGAUAAAGGGUCACUCACGUUAAAACCGACUGAUUUAUGCCUGUCCGUUUACGAAGGCUAUGCAAAUCUAGACCCUGCUGAUAUUUCAGCUGAAGAGUAUAAUGCGUACUCCGCGAAGAACAUCCAACAGGCAGCACGAGAAGUGGCUUCCGCUCGGCCGAUACGCAUAUUCAUUGAUACUUUGCUCAAACAAGUUAUUGAUGAUUUAUGGACAUCCUAUAACAGAUGCAACCACGAAUUCAAUGAGCGUAUUAAAGAGACUCAUAUUGCAAAAGGGAGGCUGGAGGAGAUGCAUCAUGAGACGGCGAAGAAGAUUUGUGACAUGCAGAAUAAUAUUUUAGAGUUGCAAAAGGCUCUAGCUGAAAAGGAGGGGUACAUAGGUUUGGCGCACACGAGACUUGGUCGGAGGUCUCAGAGAGUAGGCGCUGAGUUGGUGAAGGAUCCUCCAGGGCAGUCCCUGUUCUACGAGUGUGAGAGCCUCCGGCACAGCGUGGAGCAGCUUCAGCAGAUGCUACAGGAAGCCACGGCCUCUCUGCGCUAUUUGCUGCAGACACAAAUCCAAUUGGAAGAAGAUAUCAACGUCAAGAUGAAUACUUUGAAGAUUGAUGAGGUGGAUUGCAUGACUUUGAGAGCUACUAUGGACUAUCAUGCCUACUAAUUAUGCCAGUUGCUUGUUUAUUAU